Molecule: messenger RNA, 1055 nt
Organism: Micropterus dolomieu (smallmouth bass)
Lineage: Eukaryota; Metazoa; Chordata; Actinopteri; Centrarchiformes; Centrarchidae
Gene: lamtor3
Product: late endosomal/lysosomal adaptor, MAPK and MTOR activator 3
Exons: 7
Coding region: 151-525 (124 amino acids)
Biological process (GO): cellular response to amino acid stimulus; positive regulation of TOR signaling
Cellular component (GO): Ragulator complex
Source: RefSeq, a predicted model, not a curated record
CAACAUUGACACUCCUCAACACUUUUCCGAGAGCCGGAAAGAAAACAAACGUGUCAUGUGAUUUGUGCUCGCGCCUAUGUACGUGUAUGAGCUGGACAGCUAAUUAAACGGAGUCAAAGAAGCUCGGAUAACACGCUAACACUGGCUGACAUGGCUGACGAUUUUAAGAGAUACUUGUACAAACAGUUGCAGAGCGUUGAAGGCCUUCAUGCUAUUGUAGUGACAGACAGGGAUGGAGUGCCAGUUAUUAAAGUUGCCAAUGACAACGCCCCAGUCCACGCACUGAGACCUGGCUUCUUGUCCACUUUUGCUCUGGCCACAGAUCAGGGCAGCAAGCUGGGCCUCUCUAAGAACAAGAGCAUCAUCUGCUACUACAACACCUACCAGAUUGUGCAGUUCAACCGGUUACCACUGGUCAUCAGUUUCAUUGCCAGCAGCAACGCCAACACAGGUCUCAUCAUGAGUCUGGAGAAGGAGCUGGCCCCCCUUAUAGAGGAGCUGAGGCAGGUGGUGGAGGUGACAUAAACGGGACCACCCAGAGCAAGAUCCACAGCAGAAUCACCAGUCUGGAUCACAUCCUGCCCUCUAAAUCUCUCGCUGUCUCUAAUGGUGCAUUUAGGUCCCGUGGGAAAACCUGCCUGGAGGUUUUCACAGUUCCAAGGACUGACUUGGAAGUGUUAACAUCUUCAGACCUGUUUAUGUUCUGAUUGAACUUUCCUGUAUUCCAUAUUGUGUUUCCUAGGGUGGCGGAGGCAUGACCCGCCCUAGUCUGAUACGCUUACCCUGAAAUUCUAAUUACCUUAAUCAGUCUCACUCCUCUUGCCUAAACCUAACCAACCCAACCAACGAAAGCAACGAGUACUAGCAAAUCAGAGGCAGAGUAGAGCGGGUCAUGACUUCACCGCCCACUACCCAUCCUGUACUGCUCUGUUGACUUUCCUUUCUGCCAUUUUUUGUUAGGGUGCUGCUCAUCAGCAUUUUCACAUCUCAAACAGUUCAUAUGUCAAAUCAAAUGUCAAGAAGUCAGAAUAAAUGUUUGAUUUUUAGCACCUAAA